CCUAUCGCAUUACUCAUCCUAUGUAGAAGCACAGGCAAGUAUCGCAUGCAAAUUACGAUUGAAGCUCAGCCCUGGUCUUAGUGUCAGUUCAGCUCUUGCCUCGGUUCCAGCUCAACUUCAGCCACUCAGCUGAUCUGGGCAGCUAGUUACCUUGCCCAGCCAAGCAGGUAAAGAGAACCAGAACCCAGGAACGUAGACGCACACCGGUUAGCUUCCAACCGUACUCUUCUAUCACUCAGCAGUUCAGGAGGCCCUUACGCUGUUUGAAUGACAUUAAGAUGUUUGAAUUCGAUUAUGACAAGCUGCACCAGCUCUCUAAACUUUUUGAGUUCAAGUACGACCAGAUUGACAGUCUCCUAGGAGGCGACCAUAUUCGUGUCCUUACCUUGGCGGCAAGUGACACAUUCACUGACCCAAUUGAUGUCAGCCUCUCGACCGUCAACUUAAUGAGUCUGCCCACCUAUGAGGCAUUAUCUUAUUGUUGGGGCAACGCGUCGGACCAGGGUCUGAUCUGGUGCAAUGGCAAGCCCUUCCCGGUGACACGGAAUCUGGAAUCUGCUCUCCGUCGUCUUCGCCAAAGUCGAGGCAACCGGCUAUUGUGGAUCGACGCCAUUUGCAUCAAUCAGGACGAUCUCGCCGAGCGCGCAUACCAGGUGAAUCUCAUGCGACACAUCUACAAGAAUGCCGAGCGGGUGUUGAUCUGGCUGGGAGAAGACAGUGAGGAUAGCGAGCUUGUCUUUCCUCUCGCAGAGAAGACAGUAACAUUCUGGUUAGACUUGAUAUGUGACAGCUCUUUUCGGAUCGAUGAAAUGAUGAUGCUAUGGCAACAGGAUUCGAAGAGAAUCUUAUCGAUGAAGUUGAGGGAAGCAAGACGUCGGAAAGCUAUGACUGGGACCGAAGGUCUUCAGCCUCCACAGGCUGCAGGGGUGAUAUACUACAACAGUAAAGUCGACAAAACAGAAGAUAAUUACAGUGAAGGAGGAAGACAGGAGGAAGAAAAGGUAGAGGAUCUGACGAGGAGAGAAUUGACGGCUUGUAUGCGAUUGGUGAGCCGGCCUUGGUUUACUCGAUGCUGGGUUGUCCAAGAGGCCGUUCUCGCAAGAGAAGCAGUUGUACUCUGUGGUAAAAGCUCUCUCGACUGGAUUACCUUCUACUUGGGCGUCAUGUUUAUUAUUGCACUUCGAGGCGGUCUAAGAGGACGCCCCCAGACGAUGACCAGGGGUAAUAUACACCUUACGACAGUGUUACAACAAAAGAGGCUUGUUGGCAUGAUUGACGGCAAACAAGUAGAUUACGAGGAUCUACUUAAGCUACUUUGGGAGUUCCAACUUUUCGAUGUUACCGAUCCGCGAGACAAAGUGUUUUCUAUCCUCGGUCUCGUUGACUCGAGGGAGACACAAGCAGAAGGAAUCGUGCCGGACUAUACCAUCUCGGUGGAAGAAUGCUACAAGCGUACAGCACUGGCUAUCAUGUCUUAUACGAAAAACUUGGACCUGCUCAUGACGGAUCAUAACUUGGCAAGUAAGCUACGAUCGCCGUCGUGGGUACCAGACUGGAGUAUCAUAGAACCGGCCGCUGUCGUGCCGAUCCACCGUUACGGUGACCGAGAACGCCUGGCAGAGACAGGAUUUAGACCGUACCGUGCAUCAACUUCUGACUACUGGGACAUCGAGGGCAAGGCACAUGGAGAUACCUUGACACUUUCGGGUUACAUCUUCGAUACGAUCAUAGCACUAGAAGAUAUUUUGACAACGACGGAGUGGGAUUAUGUUGCAUUAAACAGCAUAAAUUCGUUCAACACAUACAUGCGCUUCCUCAAGGAUUUCCUCUGGGCUUUAGGAGUGCACUAUGACAGAUCAGUGAUGUGGGAGAAGCUUGCACUCACUCAAGAAUACCCGGAAUAUCCUACUGGAGAAGAGCCAGAGACAGUCUUCGCUAUGAUCAUGUGUGCUGGGAACAUCAAUGAGCCCAAGGAAGCCUUAUCUGGCCACCGGGCGAUGAACAAGAUACUUCGCGGGCCGAAGGCUGUAAACUUUGUAAGACGCCUUGGUCCAGACAGCAUAAUCUAUGUAAGCCUUGUUGUUAUUCUGGGCACGAUUGCCACUUUGUACUAUGGCCUACCUAGAAACUAUCUGACAGCUACACGGGCCGUUGGACGGCGCUUGGCAAGGACAAGGAAAGGGUAUCUAGCCCUCGUACCAAGAAACAGCGCGACGGGGGACCUAAUAUCCCUUUUUCAGGGCGGAAAAGUUCCGUUCGUGAUCCGGGAAAUGCCUUUUGGGCAUGCAUAUAAGAUAAUAGGACCAAGCUAUGUCCAUGGCAUCAUGUAUGGCGAGGCAUGGAAUAGCGAACUGAGCAAAGAAAUAUCAAUCGUUUAAGAGAGGUGUAAAGAAGGAAUUAGACAUAAUUUGGUCACAGUGAGCAGGGCCUCAUACUCAUUUGACUCUUGAUAUUACUGCUCUACUCCGAGGCCGGGACAACGCGUUUCUCAUGUCGUGCCUUCUUCCAAGCCUUGUGUUAAAUCUCCUAUCAACUCAGUUGAGCCAUUGCUCCCCAAUCA
Messenger RNA from Xylaria bambusicola, 2560 nucleotides. Its product is annotated as heterokaryon incompatibility protein-domain-containing protein. The coding region runs from base 279 to 2378 and encodes 699 amino acids. The record is from RefSeq and is a predicted model, not a curated record. Lineage: Eukaryota; Fungi; Ascomycota; Sordariomycetes; Xylariales; Xylariaceae. The transcript has a single exon.